Molecule: messenger RNA, 2924 nt
Organism: Paramuricea clavata
Lineage: Eukaryota; Metazoa; Cnidaria; Anthozoa; Malacalcyonacea; Plexauridae
Source: the annotation of a GenBank genome assembly
AGUUAAAGGAUUCUGAGGGAAGAGUACAUGACUUGAUGGAAGAAAAUGAACAAUUGACACAUGAACACAAUUUCCAGCUUACAACCAUUCGUGAUCUCGAAAAUGAGGUAAAGACUUAAGCCUAAGGCCAAUUUACACCUGACAUCUCUUUUAUGGAUACCUUCCUAGCUAUGUUCACCUCUCCAAUAUGACCACUUCCAUAUUACAGGCUCAGACUUCUCAGGCCUGUUUCAUACUUUCAUACGUCGAAUUUAAUUCAGACGAAUUUAAUUCGUUUUUAAAUUCGCCAAAUGGUCGACACUAAAAUGGUUUCGUUUCAAACGACGAAUCUAAUUCAGACGAAUUCAUUUCAUGUCUAGCGAUCAUGGAUUACCCAGAAGUAAAAACCACGAGACCAGAAAGAGAGAAACAGACUUUAACAUAAUUUAUGCAUUUAAUUCGACACGACGAUAACACGUCGUAUGAAACGAAGACGCGCUACAGACGUUGUAUCCGUCUGACCAUGACGGAUAAAACGUCUUUGACGAAUUUAAUUCAUCAGACGGAUUUAAUUCGUUUCAUACGACGCACUAACGUCGCAUUUAAUUGGUUCUAUUAAAUUCGUCUGAAUUAAAUUCGACGAUAGUGCGACGUAUGAAACGGGCCUCAAAUACGAACGAUUAAAUAGAAGAGAAUUUUGAAAUUAAAAUAACCACUAACCACACAUAAUUUGCUGGCGGAGGUAUUAAAGAGUCUGAGUGCCCGCUAGUUUUAUAAUGUUCAACAUACAGCAUGCAGCAACAAUUAAUUAUUAACAGCACUAAUCUUUGUUGUAAAACUUAUACUCACGUUUUUACUAACUUUAAUAUAGUUAAAGGAUUCUGAGGAAAGAGUACAUGACUUGAUGGAAGAAAAUGAACAAUUGACACAUGAAAACAAUUUCCAGCUUACAACCAUACGUGAUCUCGAAAAUGAGGUAAAGACUUAAGGCCAAUUUACACCAGACAUCUCUUUUGUAAUAAAUUUCCGUUACAAGCUGACCUUUCGAAUACGUUACAAGCUGACUUCUAAAAUAACCACUCGGUCUCGGAAAAUUAAAUGGCGAAUGUUACAUUAAGUUAACCCAAAUGGGAUUAUUUCUAUAAGUUAACCAGAGUAUUUUUAGAGUGUACUGUACGUAUUAAUACUUUAAUGUAUUAGUACUUUCUAAUAUGGAUUUCCUAACUCAGACAGCUCAUUGUCAACAUAAUCACAAAGACCCACAUAAAGUUAAUGUUUAAUUGGUAAAUUAGAGUCUUUAUUUCAAUGAGGGUUGUACGUACAUAGUAGUGCUACAGCACUAAUAAACUAAUCGUGGCCCUCUUAUCUAAAAUAUACAACAAAUAAAUGUUGUAAAAUGUAGCCCUUUUAUCUAAAUUAUACAGUAAAUGGAUAUAAAACGUGCUCAUACAGCAUAUAUGAUUUUUUUAUUGCACUUUUAUUGCAUAAAAAGACAAAUGACCUUCAGACAGAAAAUGAGUCCUUGGUUGGAGUUAUAGAUGAACUUGAAAAUAUGGUAAAGAUUCAGAGUAUUUCAAUGUUAUCUCAACUUAAUUUGCCUAAGUUUCAAUAAUACCUGUUUUUAAUACUUGUGCAGGAUUAUGUCAUUUACUAAAUAUCACGUUUAACUUAGGAGUCUUCAAUUCCCAAGUUAAAUCUGAUAUUUUUACAUGUUUUAUUAUUUUGCAGGAUUAUUUUGCAAAACGUAGACUAUAUAUAGAUGUUACUGUAAAAAAAUGGCAGAGGCCAAAUAUUGAGAUUGUGUAUACACUGCUUUGCAGUGCAGGUUCGAGCAUAAUGGCCAUCAAAAAAUUCAACAAAUUGCCAAAAACCUUUUGUACUUUUUUGUUCUAUUCAAUUUUGUUCUGAUCUAUUCACUAAAAACAUUUUGUGUACUUUGUAUUGUUUUAAAUGGUAACAUAUAGUAAAUCUGAUAUAUAUGCAAUCUUUUGGAACUGUAUUUGACCAAUAUACUCAGUUUUAAGCAAAUGAAUGUAAUUGAUUUAGGUGGAGCAAAGUACAAAUGCUCUUGAAUCAGCAAAAAGGAAAAUCGCGAAUCAACGAAAAAUUCAUGAUAAUAUGAUCAACAGAAGUAAUGAAUUAGAAGACCAGGUACAAUAACGUCAGUUAAUUGCCAUAAAAAAUGUUUGAUAGUGCAUGUUACUGCAGUUAUCUCUGUGGCUGAGGCUCAAUUGCUGUAAUAUGGAGACUUUACUUUAAUGUCAAUCGUAUGUAAGAAGUGUGCUUCUGGCUUUGCUCUAAACACCGUAGAUUUUCUUUGGAUACACCAACAAAAGACGGAUCUAAUUAAUACUGAACCUCUAAAACGAGCAGUUUAGAACUGAUGGAGCCAUUCAUUAUCAUCUGGACUAGUGGGAAAACCAUUUGUAGUACUGGUUUCCUCCUGUAGUAUAACACUGGACUGGAGCCAAUGGGCGCUCUAGCCUUCUAAUCCACAAGACAAGUUUAUUUAUCGCCAUACAAACCUUUAACUGACCUAUACUAAUUUUAUACUAUAUGCACUUAGGUUGAACAACAACAAGAUGCAUUGGAUGCAGUAAACGCUGAACUGGUCAGAGUUAGAGAUGCAGCUAGAACACAAAUAAAUAAUUUACAUUUAUUCAUUGGCGCGCUUCAACACCUGGUUAAUCAGUUUCAAAGGCGAUUGCAGGAUUUUGAAUAUCGUGAACAAAACGAUCUAGCUUUACGCGAUGAACUACUAGAAAUCGUAAGUUUUUGUAUUGAACGAAUUAUUAAUGUUAUACUCCCACGUUUGACAAAUCCCACAGCAAUUAUGUACCAGUCGUGCCUCUUUCGUGUGCAUGGGCUAAUAACUAUGAUUUAUCUUUUACUAUUAGCUUGAUGAUCUACAAGAACAACCAAACGGACCACCAAACGUCCCAAAU